Messenger RNA from Aspergillus pseudonomiae, 2086 nucleotides. Its product is annotated as sugar porter family MFS transporter. Gene Ontology annotation, molecular function: carbohydrate:proton symporter activity. NCBI's taxonomy places the organism in Eukaryota, Fungi, Ascomycota, Eurotiomycetes, Eurotiales, Aspergillaceae. The record is from RefSeq and is a predicted model, not a curated record. Gene Ontology annotation, biological process: transmembrane transport; carbohydrate transport. Gene Ontology annotation, cellular component: membrane. Bases 289 to 1908 code for a protein of 539 amino acids. The transcript is spliced from 3 exons.
AUGGAAACAGCGUCCAUUGCAGUUCUCGACGUAUCGCAGCUCAUAGAUUCAACCCCAUGGCGCCCCAGUCUGGGGCGGACCUCGACGGAACUUGUGGAGAUAGUUCGAGUGAAGAGGCCAUCCAUGUCUAUUUAGUUUUUAAGAUGCUCUUCAGGCCCGGCCCUAGCUCUCACUUUUGUUGUGCUCAAAACCACCUACCCCUUGUUCCUCCCAGGUCGCCCCGUGUCGAAGAAUCCUCUCUGUCACCUUCCCUACUUCAAUUGAUUCUUCGACCCCCCGUCCAUCGCGAUGGGCAUUCUUAACGUCGUUGAGGACCGUCCGACUCCUAAGAAUGUCUACAACUGGCGAGUGUACCUGCUGGCAGCCAUUGCAUCAUGUGGUUCCAACAUGAUUGGUUAUACUAGUGCCUUUAUCGGUACGACCAUCACACUGGACUCCUUCCGAAAGGAAUUCGGCUUGGACAAGAUGUCAUCUGCGAAGGUGGACUUGAUCAGCGAGAAUAUUGUCUCGCUAUUCAUUGCUGGUGCCUUCUUUGGGGCCCUCUUCACCUACCCUAUUGGUCAUUUUCUGGGACGCAAAUGGAGCUUGGUGAUCGCUUCAGCUAUCUUUACGUUAGGAGCCGGUCUGCAGCUAGGUGCCAACCACGCCCGCGGACUGGGAAUUAUGUAUGCUGGACGAGUCCUGAAUGGACUCGGCACCGGUGUCGCCUCGAACAUUGUCCCGAUCUAUCUCUCGGAACUGGCCCCUCCGGCCAUUCGUGGGCGACUUGUCGGUCUCUAUGAGCUCGGCUGGCAGAUUGGUGGUAUGGUGGGAUUUUGGAUCAACUACGGUGUCCAAAAAAAUAUGGAACCUGGCCACACGCAAUGGUUGAUCCCAUUUGCCAUCCAGCUGGUUCCGUCUGGGCUGCUUUUUAUUGGUGCCUUAUGGACCAAGGAAUCCCCUCGGUGGCUCUUCCUCAAGGACCGCCGACAGGAAGCAAUGGCAAAUCUCUGCUGGAUUCGUCAGUUGAGUGAGACCGAUAUUUAUAUCACCGAGGAGGUGGCAGCUAUCGACCAAGCGCUUGAAGAGCAGGCAACCACCAUUGGUAUUGGAUUCUGGAAGCCCUUCCAGUCCGUUGGCACACGACCCCGGAUCAUGUGGCGCCUUUUCCUGGGCUGUAUGUUGUUCUUCUGGCAGAAUGGAUCCGGAAUCAACGCGAUCAACUACUACAGUCCUACCAUCUUCACAAGCAUCGGUGUCAAUAGCGAUACGAUCGGAAUCACCACGGGUUUGUUUGGCGUGGUGAAAGCCGUCAUGACAUUCGUGUGGCUUCUGUUCCUGGUCGACCAGUUAGGAAGACGGAAGCUUCUCCUGAUCGGUGCCAUCACGGGCUCGAUCUGUAUGUGGAUUAUUGGUGCCUACAUCUGCAUCGUCGAGCCUGAGAAAAACCCCACCGAUCACUUGAACGGUGGUGGUAUUGCAGCCAUCUUCUUCUUUUACAUGUGGACGGCGGUGUACACGCCGACAUGGAACGGCACGCCAUGGGUUAUUAACUCGGAAUUCUUCGAUCCCAACAUCCGGUCGCUGGCCCAGGCCGCCACAACCGCCAGCAACUGGCUCUUCAACUUCCUUGUUUCCCGCUUUACGGAGCAAAUGUUCGACGCGAUGGGCUAUGGAGUGUACUUCUUUUUCGCCGCCUUGUCCUUCCUUGCCUUCUUCUUUACCUUCUUCCUCAUUCCCGAGACCAGCGGUAUCCCACUGGAGGUUGUGGACCGCCUGUUCGAGGUGAAGCCGGUCUGGCGGGCAAACGAGAAGGUCAAGGCUCAGAUGAAGGAGGAGGAAGAGCGAUUCCGGUUCGAGAUCAAGGAGGGAAACUUUGAUAAGAGCGAGGAGGAACAUGUGGAAGAUGGCAAUGAGACGAGGUCAUAGAUUUCACGAUAGACGGCUUAUAGACUUGUAUAUAGAACUUGCGUCGGUGUUCUGAUUUAGGAGCUUGUAUAUUUGCUGUUCUCUUUAAGUUUUUGUCUGUGUUUUUGCAGUGUUGUGGGUCCUUAGAAUUUCUAUCUUGAGCGGUUUUCUGAUAUGGAAAUAGAGAAGCACAUUGAGG